UGUUUCUCGCUCCUCCCGAGUUACGGUCGUGGUCGCGGCUGCUCCUCCUCUCCCGGGCUUGGGUUUCCCUGGCGCUGCCGCCGCCGCUAGCCCUGCGGGCUGCAUGAGGAGGAGGAGGAGGAGGAGGAGGAUGUGAAGAUGGCGGAGCUGCAGAUGCUGCUGGAAGAGGAAAUCCCGGGGGGCCGCCGGGCCCUCUUCGACAGCUACACGAAUCUGGAGCGGGUGGCCGACUACUGCGAGAACAACUACAUCCAGUCAUCAGAUAAGCAGCGAGCCCUAGAAGAAACCAAAGCCUAUACCACCCAAUCCUUAGCAAGCGUUGCCUAUCUGAUAAACACCUUGGCCAACAAUGUCCUACAGAUGCUGGAUAUCCAGGCAUCCCAGUUACGAAGGAUGGAAUCUUCAAUCAAUCACAUUUCACAAACAGUGGAUAUUCAUAAAGAGAAAGUUGCAAGAAGAGAAAUUGGUAUAUUGACAACCAAUAAAAACACUUCAAGGACACAUAAGAUUAUUGCUCCAGCUAAUCUUGAACGACCAGUUCGUUAUAUUAGAAAACCUAUUGACUAUACAAUUCUAGAUGAUAUUGGGCAUGGAGUAAAGGUGAGUACCCAGAAUAUGAAGAUGGGUGGGCUGCCACGUACAACACCUCCAACUCAGAAGCCUCCCAGCCCCCCAAUGUCAGGGAAAGGGACACUUGGGCGGCACUCCCCCUAUCGCACACUGGAGCCAGUGCGUCCUCCAGUGGUACCAAAUGAUUACGUACCUAGCCCAACCCGUAAUAUGGCUCCCUCGCAGCAGAGCCCUGUGAGGACAGCUUCUGUGAAUCAAAGAAAUCGAACUUACAGCAGCAGUGGGAGUAGUGGAGGAAGCCAUCCAAGCAGUCGGAGCAGCAGUCGAGAGAACAGUGGAAGUGGGAGUGUGGGGGUUCCUAUUGCUGUGCCUACUCCAUCUCCUCCCAGUGUCUUCCCAGGUCAUCCUGUUCAGUUCUACAGCAUGAAUAGGCCUGUCUCUCGUCAUACUCCCCCAACAAUAGGAGGUUCGCUGCCCUAUAGACGCCCUCCUUCCAUAACUUCACAAACUAGCCUUCAGAAUCAGAUGAACGGAGGACCUUUUUAUAGUCAGAAUCCAGUAUCUCUUGCUCCUCCUCCUCCCUCCAUCCUUCAGGUAACUCCUCAGUUACCUUUAAUGGGAUUUGUGGCCAGAGUCCAAGAAAAUAUUUCAGAUACACCACCUCCACCGCCACCUGUGGAAGAGCCAGUCUUUGAUGAAUCUCCUCCUCCCCCUCCCCCUCCAGAAGAUUAUGAGGAGGAGGAGGCAGCUGUGGUUGAGUACAGUGAUCCUUAUGCUGAAGAGGACCCGCCAUGGGCUCCAAGGUCUUACUUGGAAAAAGUUGUGGCAAUAUAUGAUUACACAAAGGACAAGGAAGAUGAGCUGUCCUUUCAGGAAGGAGCCAUUAUUUAUGUCAUCAAGAAGAAUGACGAUGGCUGGUAUGAGGGCGUGAUGAAUGGAGUGACUGGGCUCUUUCCUGGGAAUUACGUUGAGUCCAUCAUGCAUUACUCCGAGUAAAGCUCAGCAGGGCUGGGCUCCCUCCCAGGAAUAGUCAGUCUUCCCAGAUUACCCAGAGGCCCUGGGCAUUUCCUCCAGUGAAACAGAAAGAAGGGUACAAAUGAUAAAAACUACUUUUUUUUAAAUCCCCAGUAUUAAAAACAAAAAGACAAGCCAAAUCUGAACAAAUGCAUCUUUCUGCCAUCAUUUGUACUACGCUGAGCUGUCUGGAUUGAAAUAAAGUGACCAUUUCUGAAUAUGUCAAAAGUAUACCUACAUAUUUAAGUAUGUAGCUAAAACAAAUCAGAUUGACUGAUUCAGAAAAAAAAAAAUCUGGGAUCUUUCUCAGGAAUACUGUAUACUUUUGGAUUCCUCUUCCUAUAGAAUUUGUGACAUUGGAUGUUCUUCACUGUCUGUGCUAAGGGGUUAACCUCAUGGCCCAGUGGAAUCCUAGCUCCUUACUUUUAUCACAAGUAUGAAGAGGAGGGAACCAAUAUUUAAAUACCAUACUUAACUAUUUAAAAAAAUGGUUUCAGAUGGCGUUUUUCCUCUUAAACACUGUAAAUUCUACAUUCUCUCAGCACUUGAGUGUGCCAGACAAGUUAAUACUAAACUCAAUUGCAUCCAUGUCUUUGUAGAUUAUAAGGAUGAUGAAAUGUGAAAGUCUCCAAACAUUCUGAAGGUGGUAAACGGUUGCCAUAGUUUGACUAUAAUGUGCUGCUGCAUAAGACACAUGGCCAUUAAGAGCCGGUGCCCGAUGUGAAAUGUGGUAGGUAGGUUGGUUUGUAUGCUGAGCUUGGGGUGUGAAGCUAGAAAUUAAGGUUCUUAAGGCUCUGAUGGACUGAACUGUAGUGUCCUUGUCUUAGCUACUGUUUCCAAGAUUAUGAUUUUGGAGGUGAAGCCAACUAUUACUAUCCUUUUGCUAUUUAAAAACAACACACACACAUAUAUAUAUGUAUGUAUAUUUACAUAUGUGUAUAUAUAUGUAUGUUUUUUUUAAAGGAAGAGAAUAGCAGUUUGUUACAAUUGUCUUGACAGUCACUGGGAAUGGAAGGCUGUUACUGUGCUCUCUGAAUGUGUUAGCUGCUGCCUAGCAUUAUCUCACUAAGCUCUAUGUAGUAAAGAGCCUGAUUUUGUAUGAUUAAACUCAGAAGUAGCUGCUCUUAAUAAAAAUUUGAACUUUAUAUCUGAAACUAAGAAUAAAAGAGAGUAAGAUUAAUAAGCAGAAAUUCUAAUCUACUUAAAUUGAUAAAAAAAAUAAAUCCGUAUAACUUAGAGAAAAACAGCAGAAAGUUAUUUCUCCCCAUCGGAACAGUGACAGCUUCAAACUGAGUGCAGAUCUGAUGGCUUUAAUAAUCAUUUGUCAUUAGCAUAACAAAUAUUGAAAACAGUGGAGGGGUUGCUGCUCAGAAGGUAAAUACCAUGAUAGUGGGUCCAGAGUUCCAGCAUACUUCUCCAGUCCAGAAACUUGGUCAGAAUAGGUCUUUGCCAAGAGGCAAUAGCUUCAUCGAUUUCAAAUGUAGGUCUUGAGCACAACAAGUAGUACAUAGAACUUGGUUG
Dipodomys spectabilis (banner-tailed kangaroo rat) is the source of this 3105-nucleotide messenger RNA. It is a transcript of the gene Abi2, whose product is annotated as abl interactor 2. NCBI's taxonomy places the organism in Eukaryota, Metazoa, Chordata, Mammalia, Rodentia, Heteromyidae. The coding region runs from base 139 to 1566 and encodes 475 amino acids. The transcript has 10 exons. Gene Ontology annotation, cellular component: lamellipodium. Gene Ontology annotation, molecular function: SH3 domain binding. The record is from RefSeq and is a predicted model, not a curated record.